AUGUCAGGGAUCACCUCCGCGGUCAACACCUGCGAUAUCUCCGACAGCCCCUUGGCAGAUGCCAGCGCCCAAUCAGGAUGCACAGGAGGAACUGCUUACAUGUGCAGCGAUCAGUCACCCUGGUCCAUCAACGACGACCUAGCCUACGGCUUCGCAGCCGUGAGCGCCAGCAACCCGAACUGUAGCUCUUGCUACCAGCUUACGUUCACGAGCACCGUCCUCAGCGGAAAGAAGAUGAUAGUACAGGCGACUAACACUGGGGAUGAUGUCAGCAGUACGCAAUUUGAUCUUGCUAUCCCUGGAGGAGGCUUUGGACAAUACGAUGGCUGCUCGACGGAAUGGGAAACCACUUCCGCUGUCUGGGGAGCACGAUACGGCGGACCAUCAUCCAAUACCUGCUCUUCACUCCCAAGUGCGCUACAGCCCGGCUGCGGUUUCCGCUGGGAUUGGAUGCAAGGUGCUGACAAUCCGACCGUCGAUUGGGAAGUUGUCACCUGCCCUGCCGAGCUCGUCGGAAGAUCCGGCUGCUCCGGCCUCCUCUCCAGCCGCACCCGUACCUUCACCCAAAGCCCCCACCUCUUCCCCACCUGCCCCAGUCGCCAGCAAGCCGCCCGUGGAAUCCCCAAUCGAGAAGCCGACCACCAGCCCUAA
This is a messenger RNA of Letharia lupina, 651 nucleotides long. RefSeq lists its product as uncharacterized. The record is from RefSeq and is a predicted model, not a curated record. The transcript is spliced from 3 exons. Gene Ontology annotation, biological process: carbohydrate metabolic process. Bases 1 to 651 code for a protein of 216 amino acids. Lineage: Eukaryota; Fungi; Ascomycota; Lecanoromycetes; Lecanorales; Parmeliaceae. Gene Ontology annotation, molecular function: cellulase activity.